Molecule: messenger RNA, 1266 nt
Organism: Cylicocyclus nassatus
Lineage: Eukaryota; Metazoa; Nematoda; Chromadorea; Rhabditida; Strongylidae
Source: the annotation of a GenBank genome assembly
AUGAAUAUUAUCAGGCACAAGUCUAGUGUCAAGUCACAGAUGAUGUCUAUUCUGUCUGCCAACCUUUCCGAGGACGGUUGUAGAGCGAUGAUGCUUCCCACAAUCGGCAUUUUGAUGAUGCACAUAAUAACACUCUAUCUAAUGGUCAUAUGCAAAACUGCAAAAAAGGAUUUGAACAGGAAAGCAGCAGGCCGUACACCCAAAAAUGCUACUCCAGUGAUCAAAAAAGAGCAACAAAAAGAAGGUGAAGAGAAAAAAGAGAAAGCAGAAGAGAAUAAAAGUCUCCAGAAUGAUGGAGACAAGACAGCGCUGGAAGCAGAGAAGAAAGAUGAAAACCAGAAAGGAGAUGAGCAGCAACAAAAAGAUAAGUCCAAUAAAGCGAAGCAAGGAGAAAAGAAGGAGGAAAUGGGGGACAAGAACGAAGAUAAAGAAGCAGUCAAAAAAGAGGACAAGAGCAAGCCUAAGGGAGAAAAUGUGGAAAAGAAUGAGGUUAAACAAGAGCAGGAGAGAGAGAAAGACAAGCACGAAGACGUGCCCCCCGGUGAAGUAAAAGACAAGAAAGAAGAUGAUGGCAAGCCGGAUAAACUGGAGACAGAGAAAAAAGAUGUCAAAGAUCAAGAAGAAAAGAAGUCAGAAAAGGGAGGAGAUAACAACCACAUCGAAAUGAAAGAGGAAGAAACACAAGUAGUAGAUCCUGGUGAAUCACAAGGAACUCCAUCGUUGCACAAGGAAAAUGCGAACAAUAAUUUGACAGAUGCGGCUCUUACUAUUUAUCCAAAGGAGAUUAGAUGGGAAUAUGAGCAGGGACAGCAGAACAUUAGAAUAAAAAACGAUACAAAGUACCGCUUUGCGUUCAAGUUUAGAUGCACGGAUAACGCCCUGUACAGUGUGUCUCCCGUAAUGGACUUUGUUGACGCUGGUAAAUUCGUAAAUGUUGCUGUGGUACGAGCAAAAGGACCUUUCAAAAAGGAUAAAUUUGUAAUAUGUUCGAAGCAGGUGUCUGAAGAUGAGAAGGAUGCCUAUGCGGUGUUUAAAACUGGCACACCUCAUAUAGAUACUGUCUCCAUGGAUCAGCUUGUGAGAGCAUAGAGAAAGAAGAAGUAUAGAUCUUGUCAAGAAUUUAACUCAGUUGCCAAACAAUAAUGAAAAUAAAAGAUAAACAUUCGAUUUUUUCUCGUUUCAUCGUAGGAAUAGUUGUGCAUGGUUAUCGGUAGUCGUCAUUAUGCUGUGUUUAACUGACAUAGGCUUCAUGAAAUAAAAUAAACA